AUUUACGCUGCGGUUAACGCGUGUUUGGAGGCAAGGCGCUCGAGCAGAUGUGGUCAUUUAUUAGAUGAAGAUGUCUCAGCAAUCCACAAAUCCAACUUCUUCACUCCUGGUUCUUCGGUCAGAGUCGCAUAAUCAAAGCAUCCUGAGUAAAUUUGACCAUCUCAGGAAAAGAGACCUGCUGUGCGACGUCACUCUGGUCGUGGAAGAUAUGCACUUCAAGGCGCACAGGGCCCUGCUGGCUGCCAGCAGUGAGUACUUCACGCUCAUGUUUGCGGCAGGCCCUCAGGAAGGUCAGGACCUCCAGGCCUUCUACCAGCUGGACGGCGUGGCGGCGCAGACGUUCGCCGCGGUGCUGGAGUUCAUCUACAGCUCCCAGGUGUCGGUGGAUCAGAGCAGCACUCAGCACCUGCUGGCCGCCGCUCGUCUCCUGGAGGUCAGCGAUCUGGUGGACAUGCUCACUGACCUCACUGCAGCAGAGGUCAGAGGUCACGCCGGGGACGUCGGCGUGUUGAAACCCAAACGAGGACGACCGAAGAAGGAUGCGGGUGUGCCCGACCCGAAGCUAAGAGGGCAGGCGGCGCAGAGUGAGAGCUCGGAGGACGGGAUCCUCGGAGAUUUGGUGGAGACUCAAAUCACAGACGAUGCAGACUUUAACCCGGAGGAGCACAACAGUCGACAGAGCAAACGCAAGAUCCGACCCCCGGUCAAAUAUAAAGGCUACAAGGUGGGCAAGGAUGUAGCGGUGAGCAAAGAGACGGGGAAGAGAGGCAGAAAGAAGAAAUACCCCAACACUGAGCCUCGUUGUGAGGAGUGUGGGAAAGUGUUUAAGAACCACCCCUUCUUAAAGAUCCACCAGAGGACUCACACAGGAGAGAAGCCUUUCCAGUGCACUGACUGCGGGAAGAGUUUCACCCAGAAACACACCCUGCUGGAUCACCAGCGCAUGCACACCGGGGAAAAGCCGUUUGUGUGCAGCGUCUGCUCCAAAGCACUUUCCACCAAACACUCCCUGCAGGAGCACAUGAACCUGCACAGAGAGGAAAAAUCCUUUGACUGUGAUAAAUGUGGAAAGAGCUUUACUCAGAAGAGGCAGCUGAAAAGCCAUUACAGAGUUCAUUCAGGGAAGUCCUUACCGGAGUGCGCUCAGUGUCACCGUAAGUUCAUGGAUACAGCUCAGCUGAAGAAACACGUCAGAACUCACACAGGUGAGAAGCCGUUCACCUGUGACAUUUGUGGCAAAUGUUUUACGGUCAAAAGCACUCUGCAGACCCACAUCAGGAUUCACAGAGGUGAGAAGCCGUACAACUGCAACAUCUGCAACAAGUCGUUUUCGGACCCCAGUGCUCGACGGCGCCACGUCGCCUCCCACUCAGGGAAGAAACCCUUCACCUGCUCCUUCUGCAGCCUGUCGUUCACGCGCCUGGACAACCUGAAAACACACACCAAGUCCCACAGCAAGGAGCGAGCGGCGCCGGCGGAGGCCUCCUCAGAGGAGACGGCGGCGGCGGACGCACCGGCGCAGCACGAGGAGGUUCGAAACCUCCUGCAGCUGCAGCAGUACCAGCUGCCCCCCGGCUCGGGGCAGGAGAUCCAGCUGGUGGUGACGGCCGACGUGGACAACAUCAACUUCGUGCAGGCUCAGGAGCAGGAGAUCAGCCUCAUCAGCACGGAGGGGGAGGCGGCGCCGUCCGCCCAGUCCAGACUCACCCUCCUCACCCCGCCGUCCGGACACCUGCAGAACGUGGCUCUGGUCACCGAGGGCGAGGUGGUGGACCCCCAGAUCCACGCCAUCGGCAUGCUGGAGGGGCCGCUGUCGCAGCCGUCCGAGCAGAUGCACGUCAUCACUCUCAGCAAGGAGGCGAUGGAGCAACUGCAGGUGCAGCACGGCCCCCCGCAGCCGCUGCAGCUGGCGCAGCGGGCCGUCCAGCAGCUGCAGGUCAUGCACCAGCCCGUCCAGCAGGUGGCGCUGGCCCAGGAGAGCCCCGCUGGGCAGGUGGGCAGGGGGCAGCACGGCCGGGCCAUUCACAUCAGCAGCCAGAGCAGCCAGCCCAUCUCCAUCAGCCAGACCAGCGAGCAGCUCUCCGGACACCACAUCCAGGGACAGACCUUCCAGAUCCAGGCGGGGACCGUGUCCUACCUGUACACCACCGGGCUGCCGCAGGACAGCUGAGCAGGCCGGGACCAGCAGGGCCGAGACCAGGACUCUCAUUUCAUCAUGUGUUUAAAGCAGUGAUCGAAUGUUGGGCCCCCCUCUGUCAUCUCCAUUUUUACCUGGAAAGACAUCCAGUAGCACCGUAUUGUGACAUUUUCAGAUUUUUAUGAGAAAAUAUUUUACAUUUCGAUAUUUUAUCUCCUUUUUACUGCUGUUUUUUUGAGGGCGCAGAUAAACAUUUGAAGUUGGCCAGUACUGAACUUUUUACUCAUAUUUGAAAGCCAAAACUUAAAUCUGAUAUUAUUUACACUCCUGAUGCAUCCUCCAUCCAGCUUCUUUCCUGCUUUGUCCAUAUGGAAUCACGGUCCUCUGUAACUUCCUCCAGCUCUUCUGGAGGGACUCCCAAGUCGCUCCAAGACCAAACCAGUGACAUAAUCUCUCCAGCGAGUCCUGGGACGACCUCUGGACUCACCUGGUUAACCUCCAGUGAGAGCAGGAAGUGACCAGGAGAGCAUCUUAAUCAGAGGCCCAGACCACUUUAACCGACCCCUCUCACUGUGGAGAUAUCACAUAAAUAUGAUGCACACAUUCCUUAAAUCUGCCUUAAUACCUGAGAUAAAGAGGAAAGAUUUACAGUUGAAUGUAGAGCUUGGAAACACAGUGAUGUAGCGGUUCUCACUCCUGUCUCACAGAGAGAAAAGCCCCAGUUUGACUCAAGGUUCUAGAGUUUGCCUGUUCUAAAAAGAAAAAAUAUAUAUAUUCCUGAAUUUAAUUAAGGCAUUUUUAUCAUGCCAUAAAGCAAAGGUGAUUUGACACCAGCCUCACUUCUGCUUCUGGAUCAAGUGAUCUAAACAAAUACUCCUGCAAACCUCUAAACUGAACUUUACUCUUAAAAAAGUAACUUGGAAAACCUUAAUAGUUACACUUUAACGCCAUAAAUAGAACAGAGAAAACUUGCAUAACACUGCUGAAAAAUAUCUAAUUUUAAAUAUGAACCAAACCAGCUGUUUUCAAAUGAACCAAUGAGUAA
Molecule: messenger RNA, 3182 nt
Organism: Salarias fasciatus (jewelled blenny)
Lineage: Eukaryota; Metazoa; Chordata; Actinopteri; Blenniiformes; Blenniidae
Gene: zbtb24
Product: zinc finger and BTB domain containing 24
Exons: 7
Coding region: 65-2170 (701 amino acids)
Biological process (GO): regulation of transcription by RNA polymerase II
Molecular function (GO): RNA polymerase II cis-regulatory region sequence-specific DNA binding; protein binding; DNA-binding transcription factor activity, RNA polymerase II-specific
Source: RefSeq, a predicted model, not a curated record